This is a messenger RNA of Penicillium odoratum, 927 nucleotides long. RefSeq names its product putative ribosomal small subunit assembly protein. Gene Ontology annotation, biological process: ribosomal small subunit assembly; rRNA processing. The transcript has 2 exons. Lineage: Eukaryota; Fungi; Ascomycota; Eurotiomycetes; Eurotiales; Aspergillaceae. The coding region runs from base 1 to 927 and encodes 308 amino acids. Gene Ontology annotation, cellular component: CURI complex; UTP-C complex. The record is from RefSeq and is a predicted model, not a curated record.
AUGAAGAGAGAAGCCCCAAAUGUGGAAGGGUACACCACCCUCCCACUCCAACUUCCAUCAAUCUCGACCUUCCCCCAACCAGCUACUCACUACCUCUACAUUCGUCCUCACGAACCUCGCAUCCCAGACCCCGACUCCUCUCGCUCCCUCUUCAUCGUCAACACCCCCAUCGACACAACAGAAACCCACCUCCGUCACCUCUUCGGCAAACAACUGGCCGCCGGUCGGGUCUCAAGUGUCCAAUUCGAAGAUGUCCCCGCUAAGAAGACCCAUGUCGCCCCCGCAACAGAAAACAAUCUCUCCCACCGCAACAAGAAGCGCAAGCGUGUCACAGCCGACGACCUGCAGUCCCAGUUAGACGAGAUUACCCUCCCAUCAACCUGGGACCGCCAACUCCACAAGAGCGGCGCCCAUGCUAUCGUGAUCUUCGCCGAUCGCGCCAGCAUGGAAGCAAGCCUCAAAGCCGCCGCUAAGGCUGCCAGAAAGGGAACCACCAUUGUCUGGGGUGACGGUGUCUCUACAGACCGUGUCCCCGCUCUGGGUAUCCAGCGCUAUCUCUCUCACGAACGUCGCAGAUACCCUGCCCGCCGAGAACUGCUAACCGCCGUCAACGACUUCAUGACUAUCUUCGCGGAGGUUUCCGAGGCACGGAAGCGCGAGGAGUUGAAGAAGUUGACGGAGCCGGACGAGGAUGGAUUCGUUACUGUUACGCAUGGACCUAAGUUGAACUCUCUUGCUCGGGAGGAUGAGAUGAAGGAGUUGAUUGCGCGGGAGAAGAAGAAGAAGGAGGGAUUGGAGGACUUCUACCGGUUCCAGUCUAGAGAGAAGAGGAAGGAGAGGCAACAGGAGUUGCUUAAGAAGUUCGAUGAGGAUAAGAAGAAGUUGGCAGAUAUGAAGAUGCGGAAGGGCAAGAUUCGGCCCGAGUAA